Dromiciops gliroides (monito del monte) is the source of this 1608-nucleotide messenger RNA. RefSeq names its product coiled-coil domain containing 183 (gene CCDC183). The transcript is spliced from 14 exons. The record is from RefSeq and is a predicted model, not a curated record. Bases 1 to 1608 code for a protein of 535 amino acids. Lineage: Eukaryota; Metazoa; Chordata; Mammalia; Microbiotheria; Microbiotheriidae.
AUGAGGGUCCAUGAUAUAGAUAACCUGAAGGAUAAGAUCCAAGAGCUAAAAACCAUCAUCAAAUUCCAGGAAAAAGGCCGAGUUCUACAAUGCAAGUCCUUGGAGGAGAAGACAGUCCAGAACAAGGAUGUGAUUAACUUACUGCAGAACAACAUCCGACAUUUCUACCAGGACUGGACAGUUGCCAAAAGAUAUGAUGAAUGGACCAUUUCCCGGGCCUGCCGGAAGAACUUACCUUUGAAGUUGGCCACCUGCCGAAGUACUGUGGAGGUAGCUCGGGAAAAGCUGCGUAAGUAUGUUUUUGACCGUGUGAACGUUCACAAUGUGAUGCUGCACCUGGUUCGGCAGCGAGGGGAGAUGCUGGAAAGCAUGCAGAUAGAGCUAGAUAAUCUGCUGAACCAGCAGAACAGUAGCAAAGAGGAGCUGCAGCAGCUACAGAUCAUUCGUCAGUUAGAGAACAAUAUUGAAAAGACAGUGAUCAAGAUCGACACUAGCCAGAACAUCUAUUCACUCUACGUUCGUCUGUUGGAUUAUCUGAAAAAAGAGCUGGCGCACUACCCACCACAGCUAGACAAGCUGCAGAACAUGGUGUUACUAUACCAGAAGGAUCUUUCUGACAUGACUGUAAUGACCCACGAAGCCAUAAAAAUGACAGAAGAAGCCAAGGUUAACAUGACAGAAAUGGAGACGGCCUUUCUCGCAGAGCGCAGGGCCAGGGAACAAAAGCUCACACAGCAGAAGAAACUGAUUGAUAAGAUUCAUUCCAGUGCCAGUGACAGGCACAGGAGGGGCAGGCGAGACUUGGAAUUUCCUUCCACCUUGGUGACCUCAGAGCCGCCAAAAGGAAAAAAGCAAGAUGUGUCCAAGUCGGAUAUUGAGUACCAAGCAUCUGUAACGCAUAUAGUGGACAAGGUCAAGACUGCUGUACAGUGCUCUCACCUCUGGGAUAUCGCAGGCAGAUUCCUGGCCCAGAAAAACACACAGGAAAAUCUGUUGCAGCAGACCAAGGAAUAUGAACUGAAACGGAAGGAACUUGAGGCCUUCCUGCAGAAACUGGACUUAGAACGGGCACUGCUCAAGUUUCAUCAGAACCCAAAUAUCAACAGAUUUAAGAAGCUAAAGGAGAAAAUGAAGGAGAUGCUGGAAGAGGAGAAUGAAAGACUCCAGCUGGAAAACCACAACUUGGUGAAGAGUGAACAACUGCUUCUCAAUAUCCAGAUUGGCAUCGACAAUCUGUUCAUUCGACUGAUAGGCAUCACGUUGCCCUCAGAGAAAGGAAUGCCUGGUCCUGCUGAUACCAAAGAUGCCUACAGCAAACUACAAUAUUGUGAGAGGAAGCUGCUCUAUCUUAUAGAAAGAACUAAGAAAUAUGCAGAGAUAUUUGAAGAGAACUCCCAGAAAGUGAUAAACUUCCUAGAGGAAUCGACUCUACAAGAGAAACAUAAUGUGAAGGUUACUUUUGAAGAUGGUGAUGAUGAUGGGAGAGAAUCCUUCCAAUUUCCUGAUGUGGAACAUAGCUAUGUUCCUUCCAGAGAUGAGAUCAAGAAGCAAAGUGAAAAUUUGAUUGAAGCUAAACUCAGAAAUGCCAAGAAACUAAAGAAGAAAUAA